GUGUGCGUGUUUCUGUGUUGAACAAUAACCGGUCGCUUGCCGCUUUGACAGCAGCUCGGUGCGUUGUUUCCUUUGCAUGUGGCGCACGAGCGGAGGCAUUCAGGCGUUUGAUUGGCUGCGAUAUUAUUAUUAUUUUUGUUUUGUUUUGGAGCUGGAUCCGAGAGGACCGAUGGACUUGAUGACGAGCGCGCGACCGGAGGGUCAUCUUUGAAUUCUGAUAGAAAUAUCGAUCCGUUUAUUGUUGUUGUUGUUGUUGUCAUUAACGGAGAAUAUCGCCGUAACAAGCCUCCAUAUGAUCAACAGUCACCACCCAUUCUAGUGAAGCACCACGGACGGACCGACUUCAACUGUUAGCAGAUAUUUAAGAAAAAGAAAAAUCCCAAACAUACUAAUAGUUUAAUACCGUUUUCUAUUUCAAGCACGAAUACGUCGGUAUUCCUUUUCAUAAUUUGGAGGUAAAUGAAGAUCUCAAGUGCUUUGUGCUUUUUAAUUGGGUGAGAUCUUCGCUUGUGCCUCUUGGCUCGACCUUAAGAAAAGCAUCUGAGCCCUGAAGCCGGUACAAAGAAGCUUUACUGCAAGCAGCCAUGUUCAGCUGGCUGGGGACGGACGACAGGAGGAAGAAGGACCCGGAGGUCUUCCAGACCGUCAGCGAGGGACUCAAGAAGCUCUACAAAACCAAGCUGCUGCCGCUGGAGGAGGGCUACAAGUUCCACGAGUUCCACUCGCCGGCCCUGGAGGAUGCGGACUUCGACAACAAGCCCAUGGUCCUCCUGGUGGGACAGUACUCUACCGGCAAGACCAGCUUCAUCCGCUACCUGUUGGAGCAGGACUUUCCCGGCAUGCGGAUCGGCCCCGAACCCACCACGGAUUCCUUCAUCGCGGUGAUGCACGGCGACACCGAAGGAGUCGUCCCCGGCAACGCUCUGGUGGUCGACCCCAAGAAGCCCUUCAGGAAGCUCAACGCGUUCGGAAACGCGUUCCUCAACCGGUUUGUUUGCGCCCAGCUGCCCAACCCGGUGCUGGAAAGCAUCAGCGUGAUUGACACGCCGGGGAUUCUGUCGGGAGAGAAACAGAGGAUCAGUCGAGGCUACGACUUCGCCGCCGUCCUGGAGUGGUUUGCCGAGAGGGUGGACAGGAUCAUCCUGCUGUUCGACGCCCACAAACUGGACAUCUCCGACGAGUUCUCGGAGGUGAUAAAAGCCCUGAAGAACCACGAGGACAAGAUCAGGGUGGUGCUGAACAAGGCCGACCAGAUAGAGACCCAGCAGUUGAUGAGGGUGUACGGCGCCCUGAUGUGGUCGCUGGGGAAAAUAGUCAACACUCCGGAGGUGAUCCGCGUCUACAUCGGGUCCUUCUGGUCCCACCCGCUGCUGAUUCCGGACAACAGGAAGCUGUUUGAAGCGGAGGAGCAGGAUCUCUUCAAGGACAUUCAGUCCCUGCCGAGAAACGCGGCGCUGCGAAAGCUCAACGACCUGAUCAAGAGGGCGAGACUCGCCAAGGUCCAUGCCUACAUCAUCAGCGCGCUGAAGAAGGAGAUGCCCUCUGUGUUCGGGAAGGAGAACAAGAAGAAAGAACUCAUCGGCAGUCUUGGAGAUAUUUACAAACGCAUCGAGCGAGAGCAUCAGAUCUCACCGGGAGAUUUUCCUAAUCUGAAGAAGAUGCAGGACCAGCUGAAUUCUCAGGACCUCAACAAGUUCCAGCCUCUGAAGCCCAAGCUCCUGGAGGCGGUGGACGACAUGCUGGCCCACGACAUCGCCGGCCUGAUGGUGCUGGUGCGCCAGGAGGAGAACCAGCGUCCCAACCCGGUGGUGAAGGGCGGCGCGUUCGACGGCACGCUGGACGGCCCGUUCGGCCACGGCUACGGCGAGGGGGCCGGCGAGGGCAUCGACGAGGCGGAGUGGGUCGUCGCUCGAGACAAGCCGGCCUACGACGAGAUCUUCUACACCUUGUCCCCCGUCAACGCCAAGGUGACCGGGGCCAACGCCAAGAGGGAGAUGGUGAAGUCCAAGCUGCCCAACACGGUGCUGGGGAAGAUCUGGAAGCUGGCCGACAUCGACAAGGACGGCAUGCUGGACGACGAGGAGUUCGCGUUGGCCAACCACCUGAUAAAGGUCAAGCUGGAGGGACACGAGCUGCCGGCGGAGCUGCCGGCGCACCUGGUUCCUCCUUCCAAGAGGAAACUGGCAGAGUAAAUGUCACAUCGCGUCAUCCCCCCCCCCCCCCAAAACCCGUGUGUAGACUUAGAAGUAGUGAUAUUCCUGUAGCAUUAUAGCAAAAAGCCCCCCGUCCCCCCCCCCCUUUCCGCUCUAUCGCCGCCACGCUUCCCGAGCUUCACGGGGCGAAGGUGAAGUAUUCCGCGCUCAGUUUUCGUUCGACUAGAAACAAAGAACGACGGUUAUCUGCUCUCGGCGUGUGGGUUCCAACCUGCAGCGCUGAAAUGUCUCUUUCCGGGGACGAAGACCGGCGUCCUCUUUGGGCGUUUCAGCGUGAGAUGUUCGAGAUGUUGGGACAACUGAUGAGGUCACUCAUAAAGGGAAAACACUGGAGUGCUGGGGGGAUGUAACCUGGUCCGAACUACUGGAAGGAAAAGGGAGAGAUAAUGUGAGGAAGAGUAUAAACAUUAUUAUUAUUGUCUUUAAUCAGUAGAGUAAGUGUGUGUUUGACUGCAUCACUAAAACGCGUCACAGCGUCUUAAUAUCCUUAACAUGUGGAAACACUGUGACUACCACAAGGACUUUACCGAGGGACGCGUCCCCAGUACCGACGCCUGUGUGUGUGUGUGCGCGUGACCACGUGAAGCGGCGUUGCUAUUGGCGACGCGUCUCGUCUCUUAAGCCUCUCACAGGCGUCGGAGCAUUCGGUGAAAAACGGAUGAAUCAGCGAUUCUUCACCUCGUGAAAUGGAUCCGACCUAAAAAGAGGUCGAGAGCACAUCUGCUUCUUCUGUGGCAACAAAUCAAAUUUGCCUUUUACAGUUUGUCUUCUAAAUUGCAGCCGUGUGAUGAAUGUAAUUGGAUUUACUAUCUCGAUAUGCCAGUAUGUGGAUACAUGUAUGUAUAUAUACAUAUAUGUAUAUGAUAACAUAAAAAAUUCUACGGCGUUUUGAGCCACAAUACACGACUUGACGUGUGUGUGUGUGUGUGUGUGUGUGUGUGUGUGUGUGUGCGUGUGUGUGGGCGGUGUGCGUUCCAUGAUCCUGACUGAUCCUCCCGUCGUCUCGAGUGAGAGGUUGUUUCCAUCGCGGCAUGAAGCCUCGCGUGCUGGUAAAUACGCUGAGCGUUGCGUUCUCUCCUUUUCUUUUCUUUUUUACGGUGCUCGUGCGUAUCUGUAAUGCUUUUCUGUCGACACUAACAACAGUCCAAAAGUGUAAUAAAACUGACUUUACUCUA
Gasterosteus aculeatus aculeatus (three-spined stickleback) is the source of this 3388-nucleotide messenger RNA. It is a transcript of the gene ehd3, whose product is annotated as EH-domain containing 3. Gene Ontology annotation, molecular function: protein binding; GTP binding; calcium ion binding. NCBI's taxonomy places the organism in Eukaryota, Metazoa, Chordata, Actinopteri, Perciformes, Gasterosteidae. Gene Ontology annotation, biological process: endocytosis; endosomal transport. The record is from RefSeq and is a predicted model, not a curated record. Gene Ontology annotation, cellular component: cytoplasm; plasma membrane.